Molecule: messenger RNA, 915 nt
Organism: Brassica oleracea var. oleracea
Lineage: Eukaryota; Viridiplantae; Streptophyta; Magnoliopsida; Brassicales; Brassicaceae
Product: HVA22-like protein d
Exons: 4
Coding region: 212-619 (135 amino acids)
Source: RefSeq, a predicted model, not a curated record
GAGUGUGGAGCAACUGUAGGGGCAAACCCGUACAAUUUCUCAGAAGAUAUUUUUCUAUAAAUUUAGGCUCUUCCUUAUCUCUUGUCGUCUUCUUGCCGAGAAAAAAAAAAAUUAAAAGAGCCUCGAAAAAUUCACAGACUUGUCUCCCCUCUCCCUCUCUUUCUCACUCUUCAGUAGCUUCUGAAAAUUUCACAGCCCUAAACAAACAAAAAUGAGCAAGUUCUGGACUUUCCUCACCGCUCUUCACUCAGGCGCUGGUCCUCUGGUGAUGUUGGUGUAUCCAUUGUACGCAUCGGUGGUGGCAAUGGAGAGCACAACCAAAGUAGACGAUGAGCAGUGGCUUGCCUACUGGAUCAUUUACUCCUUCCUCACCCUCACUGAGCUGAUUCUGCAGUCGCUUCUUGAGUGGAUCCCGAUCUGGUACUCGGUGAAACUGGUGUUUGUAGCUUGGUUGGUUCUGCCUCAGUUCCAUGGUGCAGCUUUCAUCUACAACCGUGUGGUGAGAGAACAGUUCAAGAAACACGGCUUCUUCGGCUCCUCCUUUCACACCAAACACUCCAAACCCAACAUCAUCCACUCCAUUUUCCACCGGGAGGGACACGAGGCUCACUCUCACUGACGCCAAAGCAGAGGAGAAGCACGAAUAGCAUUGUAGUGGAGUUGGUGGUGGCCCCCGUCUUGUCUUAUGUCUAAUCUUUACUUUUGUUUUAGUUUUAUUUAAUAAUUUGAGAAAUGUGAUGGAUGAUGACUAAUGAGGUGUGUGAUCGUUUAAAAGUAGAAAUGGCUUCUUGUUGUUUUUGUUGUUGUUGUAUUGCUUUAGCUUCCACGCGUAUCUUCCAUUUGGGAACACAAGUGUUAACGCUAUUGUUUCAAUCGCUUUCUAAUGCUAUAUGACAUGACUGAAUAAUUAGUCCU